Molecule: messenger RNA, 351 nt
Organism: Coprinopsis cinerea okayama7#130
Lineage: Eukaryota; Fungi; Basidiomycota; Agaricomycetes; Agaricales; Psathyrellaceae
Exons: 3
Coding region: 1-351 (116 amino acids)
Source: RefSeq, a predicted model, not a curated record
AUGUCCAACGAAUCAGAAACCAAACCUCAGCUUCAUACUUACGUGGUCUGGGCUCCUGAUUGCAAAGACCCAGGUGCCUUGGAAAGACGCUACAGCGUUCGGGAGCAGCAUCUCGCCGGCGUAGCACCCUAUCUCAACAAGUCGAUCUUGAUUGGGGGAAUGUUUGCGGAGCCAGGUUCAGAGCACGAAACAGGCCGACGCAAAGCCGUUGGGUCCCUUCUCAUAGUGAAAGCAGAGACUCGAGAAAAGGUCGAAGAAAUGAUCAAGUCUGACAUCUAUUACACUUCUGGAACUUGGGAUCCCGAAAAGCUCGUAAUUCUCCCUUUCUUCAAUGUAACGAAUCUACUCUAG